This is a messenger RNA of Bufo gargarizans (Asiatic toad), 3758 nucleotides long. RefSeq names its product calpain 3 (gene CAPN3). Gene Ontology annotation, biological process: proteolysis; negative regulation of apoptotic process. Lineage: Eukaryota; Metazoa; Chordata; Amphibia; Anura; Bufonidae. Bases 695 to 3082 code for a protein of 795 amino acids. Gene Ontology annotation, cellular component: cytoplasm. The record is from RefSeq and is a predicted model, not a curated record. Gene Ontology annotation, molecular function: calcium-dependent cysteine-type endopeptidase activity; calcium ion binding. The transcript has 24 exons.
UUAUGUGGGUGAAGUCUGCAACAGCAGAUAUAGCUCUGUGAACAAGCAGGCCCUUUUUUAUCCUAGACCACCCCUUUAAAAUGUCCUCUGUAAAACAAUACCGUUUGUAGAAUGAAAAUUAUUGGAUAGUUUAUUGGAUGCAUAAACGAACAGUACAGCACAUAAAGUAGUAAAGUAGUGCAUGUGGUUGUCUUAUUUUGUAGCCGCAUACAGAUGCCAAAGAAAUAUGUGAAAAGUGAUGGCUUCAUUAACCACACACAAAAGGACAAAGCAGAUUCCCUAUGCAUCCAUUCACUUGUAUAGGAUUAGUGUAUACAGUCUGUUUGGAAAGGCCUGUGCCCUAUUCUGUUGACGACAGUUUUUAAAAGGAUGAAUGCCUUCUGCUGAGACAGGAACGAGCCAGAGUGGGAUCCGUGUUACGUGUCAAUGCGGAAUUAAAAGAAAUACUGCAAAAAAAGGAAGUUAAACCUUUGCCACAACUAUUGCUUAUAUACAUGCCGUGGAAAACAAUAGACAUUCCUACCUUCUGGUGCCCACGUGUUCACCAACUGAGUUCUUAAAAACAGCAUUUUGGCUGUUAUCCUUCUGUUUAACCACGUUGUGUCCAAAAAAGGAAUUAUCUGGUUGGAUUUUUGCCUAGUGCACACUGAAGAGGCUGAUUAGUAGUGGCGUCCACCAAAUCCUGUACGAAGCCAUGCCUUUUAUUCCUUCUGGGUUUUUCUGUGACCGGGUGAUCCGGGAAAGAGACCGCCGGAACGGAGAAGGAUUGCUAACCAAGCCCCUUAAGUUUGAGGGACAAGACUAUGUGGCCUUAAGAAAGGAGUGCACCAGCAAGAAAAAACUGUUUGAAGAUGACAUCUUCCCAGCCGGAGGACAGUCUCUGGGCUACAAGGAGUUUGGCCAGAAGUCAACCAAAGUGAAAAAUAUUGCAUGGAAACGACCAAAGGAAAUAUGUGAAAAUCCUGAGUUUAUAAUAGGAGGAGCUAACAGAACGGAUAUCUGUCAAGGAGAUUUGGGUGACUGCUGGUUUUUGGCUGCUAUUGCUUGUUUGACCCUUAAUGAAAAACUACUUUUUCGAGUAAUACCUCCAGACCAGAAUUUCACAGAAAACUAUGCUGGGAUUUUCCAUUUUCAGUUUUGGCGUUACGGCGAUUGGGUGGACGUGGUAAUUGAUGAUUGCUUGCCGACUUUUAACAAUCAGCUAGUCUUCACCAAGUCUUCUCAGCGCAAUGAAUUCUGGAGUGCACUACUGGAGAAAGCCUAUGCAAAGUUACAUGGAUCCUACGAGGCUCUCAAGGGUGGAAACACCACGGAGGCUAUGGAAGACUUUACCGGGGGAGUGACUGAAUUUUAUGAGAUAAAAGAAGCUCCAAAAGACUUGUUCAGGAUUCUGAAGAAAGCUUUCGAGAGGGGCUCGCUUAUAGGAUGCUCAAUUGAUGACAAAGAUCACUUUUCCUUUGGGGUGGUGCCACCCUCAGAUAUGGGUGAAGCAAUGAAGAAAAUGAUUGAGGGUGUUGGUGACACUCACCAUGACUGCGAUAACUCACACCCAAAGCCACCACUGGCCAUUGUCCCUGCACACUUUGAGACUCGCAUGGCCAGUGGACUGGUGAAAGGACAUGCUUAUUCGGUCACAGGAGUGGAAGAGACUGCAUUCAAGAGGGACAAGGUGAAGCUGGUGCGUCUAAGAAAUCCCUGGGGACAGGUGGAAUGGAAUGGAUCCUGGAGCGAUAACUCUAAAGAGUGGACAGUAAUUGAUAAAUCAGAAAAGUCACGUCUACAACACCAGAUAAAUGAAGACGGCGAGUUUUGGAUGUCAUUUGAUGAUUUUAUGAAGAAUUUUACCAAACUAGAAAUAUGCAACUUGACAGCAGAUGCUCUAGAGUCAGAUAGCCUCCAAACGUGGACUGUUUCCGUUAACGAGGGACGGUGGGUCAGAGGCUGCUCUGCUGGAGGAUGCCGAAACUUUCCAGACACGUACUGGACUAAUCCUCAGUAUCGUCUGAAGCUCCUAGAAGAAGAUGAUGACCCCGAUGACAAUGAGGUUGUCUGUAGCUUCCUUGUUGCUUUAAUGCAGAAGAACCGCAGAAAAGAUCGGAAGGCAGGAGCCAAUCUUUAUACCAUUGGUUUUGCAAUUUAUGAGGUUCCGAAAGAGAUGCAUGGCAAUAAGCAGCAUUUACAAAAAGACUUCUUUCUGUACAAUGCCUCCAAGGAUAGGUGCAAGUCAUAUAUAAACAUGAGAGAAGUCUCCCAACGCUUCAGACUACCUCCCAGUGAAUACGUCAUCAUCCCUUCCACUUACGAACCUCACCAGGAAGGGGAUUUCAUUCUGAGAGUCUUCUCUGAAAAACGAAAUAUCUCAGAAGAAGUUGAAAAUAAGAUUGAAGCAGAACGACCCAGUAAAAAGAAAAAAGCCAAGCCAAUCAUCUUUGUAUCGGACAGAGCAAACAGCAAUAAGGAGUUGAGUGUGGACGAAGGGUCUGAUGAAGAGAAGAAAAAAAAGGCAGCAGUGCAAAAAGAGAAAAAAGAUAAGGCCCCUAGCAACACUGAUAAAGAGAGUGAAGAGGAGAAGCAAUUCAGGAACAUAUUUCAACAGAUUGCAGGGGAUGAUAUGGAAAUUAGUGCCGAUGAACUACGAUCUGUUCUGAAUAGAGUUUUAAACAAACACAAGAGCCUGAAGACUGAAGGGUUCACUCUGGAAUCUUGUCGCAGCAUGAUCGCUCUAAUGGAUACAGAUGGCUGUGGCCGGUUGAACCUUCAAGAAUUCCAUCAUCUAUGGAAAAAAAUCAAGCAGUGGCAGCAAAUAUUCCUACGUUACGAUGCAGAUCAAUCUGGAACCAUCAAUAGUUACGAGAUGCGCAAUGCCGUUAAUGAAGCAGGUUUUCACCUGAACAACCAGCUGUACGACAUCAUCACCAUGCGGUAUGCAAACAAGCAGAUGAACAUUGACUUUGACAGUUUCAUCUGCUGCUUUGUACGUCUGGAAGGAAUGUUUAGAGCAUUUCAUGCAUUUGACAACGAUGGUGAUGGCAUAAUUAAGCUCAAUGUGUUGGAGUGGCUGCAGCUCACUAUGUAUGCCUAGACAACACCAUGAGGUAUACCAACCUCCUACCGCUCACAUUUCUCAACCACUCUCAUACAAGGACCGACUCAGGAUCUCUCUGCUCGACAGAGCAAAUCUUUACCUCAUUGCUCCAAAAUAUACGUGAAAACCAGUUUACUUCUUCACCUGGCGCAGUCUUCAGUCUAUGAGCACAGUUAAGGAGUUUAGCUUUAAGUUCCAGUAAAAGAUCUGGCAGUGUGGUAUUGGAAUACAAUAGUUCUGUACGAGCCGUAUGUCUCUAAUCAAACCUCUGUCUUAGUCAUCACUAGAACUCAACGUACAAUGGACCUCAUAAGUAAAAACCCUUGCAGACACAAAGUGGAGCUGCAGUCCAUAGUCUGCAACUAGGGAUCAUGCACACAGCCGUGUCCAUAUUUCUAUGUGCAAAAUACGCAUAGCUUCCAUGUGCGUUUUUGUGUUUUUAUCACUCGCAUGAACUGAAAGGACAAGUCUCAUCCGUAAGCAGAGACCAGAUUAAGACCUGCUGUAUCAUGACCAUACAGAUUCGUAAAAAAUAUGGAUGCGUGCAUGGUCCCAUAGAAAUGAAUGGGUGCACAAAUAUAAGCAAAAAAUAUAUUAAAAAAUGCUGAUUAAGGCCUCCUGCACACGACCGUUGUGUGCACCCAUGGCCGUUGUCCCGUUUAACGUGUUUUUC